GAUUUCUGAGGAAGAAGAAAACGGAAGCCUGACACGCACUGGGAGUGGGUGGGGAUUCGGCGAACGAUGAAGGGCCGGCGGCGGCGGCGCCGAGAGUACUGCAAGUUCGCGCUCCUGCUGGUGAUCUACACGCUGGUGCUGCUGCUUGUCCCCUCCGUGCUGGACGGCGGCCGAGAUUCGGACAAGGGCGCUGGGCACUGCCCUGGCCUGCAGCGUAGUCUUGGAGUGUGGAGCCUGGAGGCGGCGGCAGCGGGCGAGCGCGAGCAGGAGGGUGAGGCGCGCCCCGCUUCGGAGUGGGGCGCAGGCCAUUCCCCAGGGUCCCCAGGCAACUUUAGCGGUGCCGUCGGGGAGACGGUGUCUCGAGAAAAACAGCACAUCUACGUGCAUGCCACCUGGCGCACUGGCUCAUCGUUUCUUGGUGAGCUUUUUAAUCAGCACCCGGACGUUUUCUACUUGUACGAACCCAUGUGGCAUCUCUGGCAGGCACUGUAUCCGGGCGAUGCCGAGAGCCUGCAGGGCGCGCUGCGUGAUAUGCUGCGUUCGCUCUUCCGCUGUGACUUCUCGGUGUUGCGACUGUACGUGCCGCCAGGGGACCCAGCUGCACGGGUCCCGGAUGCAGGCAAUCUCACUACGGCCACUCUCUUUCGCUGGCGGACCAACAAGGUCAUCUGCUCACCGCCAUUGUGUCCCAAAGCUCCCCAUGCCCGCGCUGAAGUGGGUCUAAUCGACGAUACCACUUGUGAGCGCAGCUGCCCACCCGUGGCGCUUCGAGCCCUGGAGGCUGAGUGCCGCAAGUACCCGGUGGUGGUCAUCAAAGAUGUUCGCCUCCUUGACCUGGGUGUGCUGGUGCCCCUGCUUCGUGACCCCGGGCUCAACCUGAAGGUGGUGCAGCUUUUCCGUGACCCCCGAGCGGUGCACAACUCGCGCCUCAAGUCCAGGCAGGGGCUGCUGCGCGAGAGCAUCCAAGUGCUGCGCACCCGCCAAAGGGGCGACCGCUUCAACCGCUUGCUGCUGCCACAGGGUGUGGGAUCUCGCCCGGGUGUGCCUUCACGGUCACUGCCCGCAGCGCCACGCGCCGAUUACUUCCUAACGGGCGCGCUCGAGGUGAUCUGUGAAGCGUGGCUGCGAGACCUACUCUUCACACGUGGCGCACCUGCCUGGCUGCGGCGGCGCUAUCUGAGGCUGCGCUAUGAGGACCUGGUUAGGCAGCCGAGCACUCAGCUGAGUCGCCUGCUGGGCUUUGCCGGUCUGCGUGCGGUCGCGGCGCUAGAUGCCUUUGCGCUCAACAUGACGCGCGGCACAGCUUAUGGGGCCGACCGCCCCUUCCACCUGUCGGCGCGAGAUGCCCGCGAGGCUGUACACGCCUGGCGUGAGCGCCUGAGCCGCGAGCAGGUGCGCCAGGUGGAGAUGGCCUGUGCUCCGGCCAUGCGUCUUUUGGCCUACCCUCGCAGCGGAGAGGAGGGCGACAGCCAGGUGCCCAGUGACGAGGAGACUCCGUUGGAGACUGAGGCUAAAGGCGCAACAUAGCACUGCCACCUCCCGGUUGCCAAACCGCGCGCUCCUGGGGGCAGAUUCGGGUCAGUACCACGAAGAGGAUACUUAACUUGUCACCCCAACAAUGGAGAAGUUAUACUGUGGAGACAAUGUAUCACACUAUCAGAGACUGGGGCUCAACUUGAUACCAACUAUAGAGUAAUUCUACAGAACAGGAAUAUUAGAAAUGGUUAAAUAAUGACUGAUAUGUUGGUUGAAAUCAAGUGUCCAGUAAGAAAGUAACAGUGCAAUGUGGAUAAUUUAGGUCACAAAAUAGCUCCCAGCCUGAAUCUGCUUCUGCAGAAAUCAUUUCAAGAAGACAUCUUCUGAACAAAGAAGACAUGUGAUUUGGUACCAAUUUCCAUCAGCUGGUGCAUGGACAAAAACAUCAAUGCGAAAAGGCAAAACUGUAAUCCUUUGUACCUUGACUAAAUUACCUAGAAUUAAAUAAAAGGUGUAAAUGGUA
Sorex fumeus (smoky shrew) is the source of this 1999-nucleotide messenger RNA. RefSeq names its product carbohydrate sulfotransferase 7 (gene CHST7). The transcript is spliced from 2 exons. Gene Ontology annotation, cellular component: Golgi membrane. Gene Ontology annotation, biological process: N-acetylglucosamine metabolic process; carbohydrate metabolic process. Lineage: Eukaryota; Metazoa; Chordata; Mammalia; Eulipotyphla; Soricidae. The record is from RefSeq and is a predicted model, not a curated record. Gene Ontology annotation, molecular function: chondroitin 6-sulfotransferase activity; N-acetylglucosamine 6-O-sulfotransferase activity. The coding region runs from base 67 to 1527 and encodes 486 amino acids.